Saxophila tyrrhenica is the source of this 837-nucleotide messenger RNA. RefSeq lists its product as uncharacterized. The coding region runs from base 1 to 837 and encodes 278 amino acids. The record is from RefSeq and is a predicted model, not a curated record. The transcript has 2 exons. Lineage: Eukaryota; Fungi; Ascomycota; Dothideomycetes; Mycosphaerellales; Extremaceae.
AUGCCAUCAAAAGAUAUUUACGCCCUGGCUCGUGAGCCCACCGAGACAGAGCGCCUUAAUGCCCAGAACCUCUUCCUGAUCGAUUGUGUUGGCUACAUCCUGCACCAUACCAUACUUUCACGGCUUCCACCAGCCGCUCGUAUCUGUGAUCUGGCCACUGGCACCGGGGCAUUCCUGGCGUCACUCUCGAAAGAGCUGCCAUCGAACACGCAGCUGGAUGGCAUAGACUACUCAGACGCAGCGUUUAUGCCGGAAGAGCAGUUGCCCAAGAACGUGCGAAUGACUGUCGGCGAUGCCAAAGUGCCAGGCACGAACGAAGAGACGGGGCUGUACGAUGUCGUCUGCAUCCGAUUCAUCAAUGCUGCUAUGGUGCCCGAAGACUGGGCGAAAGUGGCGGAGAGAGCAGCGGCAAUGCUGAAACCUGGUGGUGCCCUCCAAUGGAUUGAAGCAGAUUUGCUCCAGCUCGCCACUGUCCUCCGCACACACCCGAAGGCUUCCACCGUAGCUACGGAGCAAGCCACCGCACGAGCUAUGAGUUCCACUCCCCAUGCAAGCUGGUUCGUGACGAACCUCGCUUCAGUCCUCGAGAAUGCUGGGUUUUCGCAAGUCCGCAGAUACGUCAGCAGCACGGAUCGAGACGUUGAGGGCCGCUUGUGGAUGACGAAGAUUGCGAUAGGAGCCCAAUACGCGUUGUUGAGGCAGCAGGUGAUGAGCGGUGCCGAGGGAGCGUUGACGGCGGAGCAGGUGGAAGAGGCGAAAGAGGCGAUGGAGAGGGAGGCCGAAGGCGGGAUGUACCUACGAGCGGAUAUGCAUACGUUCGUUGCGUGGAGGAAGUAG